Phycodurus eques (leafy seadragon) is the source of this 2833-nucleotide messenger RNA. RefSeq names its product stonustoxin subunit alpha-like. The record is from RefSeq and is a predicted model, not a curated record. Gene Ontology annotation, molecular function: protein binding. Bases 110 to 2203 code for a protein of 697 amino acids. The transcript has 4 exons. Lineage: Eukaryota; Metazoa; Chordata; Actinopteri; Syngnathiformes; Syngnathidae.
CUGACUGAUGAUGACGCUGGCAUCGCUGGUUAGAACUCGAGAAGACUCUCCAACAGCUCGGCUCGGCUGAUCAUCACACCUUCAUCAGCUAUUCUUCAUAUCUGCAAGCAUGUCAGACACCAUGAAAGUUGUUGCUCUGGGCCAGCCCUUCACAUUGGGGAUGCUCUAUGAUGCCCGCAAAGAUGAACUAAUCCCAGGUUUCACUCUGUGGGAUAGAGCAACCCUAGAUCGCCAGACCACUGAAACUACUCAAAAAAGCAGUUCAUUUAAGAUUACAGCCUCUGACACCAUUGAAUCGAGGUCUUCUCUAAUGGAUAUUGACGCUUCUCUGAAUAUGAGUUUCUUAAGUGGGUUGGUUCAAGUUGGAGGAUCUGCCAAGUACCUGAAUGACCAAAAGAAAUUCGAGAACCAGAGCAGGGUAACGUUUCAGUACAAAGCUACCACGACCUUUAAGCAGCUGUCUCUUCCUGCUCUUGGGCCACUAAACAGCCAACAAAAACAAAUUAUUGAGGAGGGCAAGGCAACACAUUUGGUCACAGGUAUCCUUUAUGGGGCAAAUGCAGUCUUUGUGUUUGACAGUGAGAAGUUGGAGGCCAGCAAUGUCCAAGAUAUCCAGGGUAACAUGCAAGCUGUGAUCAAGAAGAUUCCUACAUUUAAAAUUGAAGGCAGUGCUAAAAUACAUCUGUCUGAGCAGGAGCAGGAGCUGACAAACAAAUUCUCUUGCACAUUCUUUGGCGACCUCAUUCUUGAAAAAAACCCCGCCACGUUUGUCCAAGCAGUUGAAACCUACUGUGACCUUCCAACACUAUUGGGAACAAAGGACAACAAUGCUCCUCUGCUUGUCUGGCUGUAUCCUCUGCAGUCGCUGUACAACAAAGCUGCUGUACUGGUCAAAGACCUCAGCGUCUCACUAUCGAGGAAAAUUCAAGAUGCGAUGGAAGAACAAAAUCAAGUGAAAAUGAGAUGCAAUGAUAGUUUGUCUAGCAGUGUAGCACAAUAUUGUCCCGUGAUUCGCAAAAACAUAAGCAGUUUCCAAAAACUUUGUUCUUUUUACAAAGCUUCACUCAAACGACAAUUAUCAGACCAUCUUCCGUCAAUCCGUGAUGGCAAAGAAGAUGAGAGCGUGUUAGCAAAUGUCUUUAAUGAUCGAGAAAAUUCUCCAUUCCACCAAGCACAUCUUAACAAGUGGUUGGAGGAAAAAGAACGAGACAUCAAUAUCAUUCAGUCCUGUGUUGACAUGAUAAUGAAUGAAUCAAAUGCUUAUGUUGUGCGCACUAAGUCAGAAUUGGAUCGAGUGGUUCUUACUGUAGGUGUGACAAAUGUUCUUUGCUAUGUUUUCACCAACUUGGACACAAAUGACCCCUGCCUUGAUGUCAUGGCUAAGUACUUGGACACAUCGCAAGUUGGAGGAAGAAAUGCAGACUAUACGUCCUUCACGAAUGAGGUCAUCAUUAAAAUGAGAGAAAAUGCCCAAACGUUCCUUAAAUAUGCUAAAACUCUGAAGCGUAGCAGCAGUAUCAAGUUCCUUAUAACUGCUAUGACAAAUAAGAAAUAUAAAGGAUCUUCCAUCUACCAUUACAAAGAUGGCCUCCUACAGUCUGACAUGUUCACGGUGCCAUCCCUGCCACCAGUAAAGACGAUCACAGACAGAAAUUAUGUGAUCUGGCAUGCAACUGAACUCACAUUGGAUGGCAAUACCGUCCACAAAAAUCUCACUCUGUCAGAGGAGAACAAGAAAGUGGGAUAUGGCCGUGUUAUGUCGUAUCCCUCUAGCUCGGAGAGGUUCGUUGAUUUCCCUCAAGUUCUAUGCAAAGAGGCGCUACGUGGUCGGCAUUACUGGGAGGUGGAGUGGCGGGGUCACGUUAAUGUGGUGGCUGCAUUCGAAUCAACUCCGAGGAAAGGAGCCACCCCUACUGCGCGAAACUUCACGGAUUUAUUCACUUCCUGGGGAAUGCAUGCAAGCCAUAAAUUUGAAGUAAUUGUAGAAAGCACCUUUUUUCCUAUCACGGUCUUUACUGAAUCUUCUAGUGGCAUGCAAAAGCUUGGAGUGUUUCUUGACGUUCCUGGAUCCACUCUGUCCUUUUAUGGUGUGUCUGGAAACAAACUGAAACACUGCUAUACUUUUCCAUUGAAUUUUGAUCAACCAGUCUAUGCAGGUUUUGCAGUUUUAGAAAAACAAAGUUAUGCUCACCUGACAUAUUAGCACUGCAAACCCAUUUUCCUCCAUUAUAUAGUCAGGUCUGCAACAAUUAUUUAUCCAUUAGUUUUGAACAGCUUUUUAAGCAGUUGGUACCAGUAGUAAGGUCUAGCGAGCACAGCACGAUUUAUCAACGAAUCACUGACAUGUUUUUGAUUGUCAAGAUAGUAAGUGUUAAUUUGCUACUCUGAACCGUUCUUCCCCAAAAGACAGGCAUACACUACCGCCACCUACAGGACACAGCUCAGUGUCCACUUCUGAAGCUGCUGAAUACAAAUGUUUGAAUGUUAAAUUUCUGCAGCAGGAACAGCACCUUAGAAUUUAGUAAGACAUUCAUUUUCAAAUAUACAAUAAAUCAAUGCAGAAUCCAUUUGAAACAUUGCAAUGAUGCUUGUGGCUUUUUUUGAUUAGGUUUGAUGUUAAAACAGAAAAUGUCACUCUCUUCUCUUGCUCACGAGUUUUGAGCAUGUGUUCUACCGAAUUAGCAGCUAAACCAACAAAGAUGCAACGCUUUGCUUGAUGAGGUUUUAAGCGGCCUUGGCAAAUCACACCAUGUGUUCUCCGUAUAUGAUGUAACUCUAGACCUUUGUUGUCACUACAUUUUGAAGGUCACAUGGACAAUAAAAUUGCUAUUUG